AUGCCUGAUAUUGGACCAUUCGAUUUUGGAUCUGUUGAACCAGAUGAAUUGGAUAAGGAUACAGAGAGAUUGAGACACAUUCUUUUGGAGAGUGUCAAAGUUUUGGAGAAAGAUGGUGAUCGACUCAUCAAUCUGGUCGAGUCAAUCUUGUUGAAGGAUCAACCGAGCGAGAGAGAUCCAGUGUCAAUGGAGCAAUACAAACAAAAGAUAUCGUCACUCAGCAAUGCCGAUGCACUCUCAAUCUCUAGAAUAUUGAGUCAGUGUCUGAACCUCGCUAACGUCGCAGAACAACACCACCUCGUUCGCUCCGUACUCAAAGCCAACCUCGCCGGUGAAGAUCUCAUGUACUCUUGUGAACAUACCUUGAAAUCAUUAAUUGAUGAAGGUAUUUCACCAGAUACCAUUUACAAUGCAAUUUGUGAACAAUCUAUUGAAUUGGUAUUGACUGCACAUCCAACACAGAUGAUGAGAAGAACUCUUAUUGCAAAGAAUAAUGCAAUUGGAAAUGCAUUAUCAGAGUUGGAAAAACAAUUAACUGAUUAUGAAAGAUUCGAGUGGGAAGAAGAGUUGAAUAGAGAGGUGAAAGCUACUUGGUUGACAGAUGAAAUUAGACGUAAGAAACCAACUCCAGAGGAAGAAGCUCAAGGAGGUUGGAGUAUUUUGGAACAGAAUCUUUGGCAUACUCUACCAAGAUUCUUUAGGAUUUUGGAUCGUACCGUUGAAAAGUACACUGGUCGUUCGCUGCCUUUGGGAUUCACCAAUAUCCGUUUCGGAAGUUGGUGUGGUGGUGAUCGUGAUGGUAAUGACAAUGUCACUGCCGAUGUUACAAGACAGGUUUGCUAUUUCUCACGUUGGAUCGCUGCCACCUUGUUUUACCGUGAGAUUGACGCAUUGCUUUUCGAGCUGUCGAUGGUGAAGAAGACCGAUUCAAUGGCGGACGCUGCUCUCGCCGCCAACGAACGUCGACAAAGCAACAAACCAAAGUCAAUCUUGACUCUCUACAAGGAGUUCAGAGAGGGUAUUCCAGAGAAGGAAGCCUAUCGUAUUGUACUGGCCGAAGUUAGAGACAAGAUGUUGUUGACCAAGAAGAAAUACGAGGAUUUAAUCUCUGGUCAAACACCAUGUCCCGACGAUGUUUGCUAUGAAACAGCGGAGGAGGUGAUUGCUCCGUUGAAGAUGUGUUACGAUUCGUUGGUUGCAAUCGGUGGAAAGGCAAUUGCUGACGGUCGUCUUCUCGAUAUCAUUCGUCGGUUGAAUUGUUUCGGAUUGAAUCUUUCCAAGUUGGAUAUUAGACAAGAGUCGAGCAGACAUUCAGAGACAUUGGAUGCAAUUACCACCUAUCUAGGUAUUGGUUCUUACAACGCUUGGAGUGAGGAGCAAAGAGUAGAGUUCUUGUUGAAGGAACUCGAGUCGAAACGUCCAUUGAUUCCAGUGGACUUUCCUUGUAACCCAAGAGUUCAGGAAGUGAUCAACACUUUCCGUAUGGCCGCUGAACUUCCAAAGGAUUCACUAGGUGCAUACGUUAUUAGCAUGUGUCAGAAACCAUCGGAUAUCUUGGCAGUUGAACUUCUACAAAAGGUAGUUGGAAACAAACAUCCACAGAGAGUGGUUCCACUGUUUGAGAUGAUCGAUGAUUUGGUGAGAGCACCUACCACCAUGGAGAGUCUAUUUAAUAUUCCAUGGUAUAAGAAGAGAAUCAAUGGAAGUCAGGAGAUUAUGUUGGGAUAUAGUGAUUCCGCAAAGGAUGCCGGUCGUCUAUGUUCUGCCUGGUCACUAUAUAAGGCGCAAGAGAUAUUAACUAAAUUGAGCGAGAAGCACGGGGUAAAGUGUAAUCUGUUUCAUGGUAGAGGUGGAACCGUGGGACGUGGGGGUAGUCCGACUUAUCUCGCUAUCCAAUCGCAACCUGGUGGAUCAAUCAACGGAAGACUCAGAGUCACUGAACAAGGUGAAAUGAUUACUGCGCAUUACGGACAGCCCGGAAUGGCUCUGAGAACCAUCGAAGUGUAUACAACUGCCACUCUGAAACAAACAUUACUUCCACCACCCGCUCCACUCGACAAAUGGAGAGAGAUUAUGGAUUUUCUAGCGGAUGUCUCCAGCAAGAAAUACCGUUCCGUUGUCAGGGACGAUCCAAACUUUGUUCGCUACUUCCGCGCGUCGACUCCCGAGCGUGAAUUGACACAUCUCAACAUUGGAAGUCGUCCCGCCAAGAGAAAUGUUCUGAAUCCAACAAUCGAAUCGCUCCGUGCCAUCCCUUGGAUAUUCUCAUUCACCCAGACCCGUUUGAUUCUUCCCGCUUGGCUUGGUGUAUGCGAUGCUUUCAAAGAAGCGAUAAACAAAGGUUGGCAACAGGAUCUCGUCGAUAUGUACAAGAACUGGCCAUUCUUCUCGACCACCGUCGAUCUCAUUGAGAUGGUUCUCAUGAAGACCGACCCUCUCAUUGCACUGCGAUACAACGACUUGCUCGUUCCAUUCGAGCUGCAAUCCAAAGGAAAAGAACUGAUCGAUCUCCUCAACGAAACAGUAAACUCAGUACUCUCGCUCACCAGCCAUGAAACUCUACAACAGGAGAACAAACUACUCCAACAUUUCGUAUCGAUUCGUCGUGCCUACAUGGAUCCAAUCAACUACAUCCAAGCAGAGAUCCUCAGAAGACUGAGAUCGCAACAUGUCGAUGCGAUGGAUCCAAUUUUAAUUGAUAUUCUCAUUAUCACAAUCAAUGGAAUUGCAGCUGUUGUCAAUAGUGUACCUGCUUUCCAGUGGUAUUCUUUGGUAACCAAUCUUUUAUUACAUGUGUCUGAAGUUGUUAUUAAAUUUAAAACUUUACUUUUAUUACCAGACCUCUCUGAUAAUUUACUAUAG
Molecule: messenger RNA, 2862 nt
Organism: Heterostelium album PN500
Lineage: Eukaryota; Evosea; Eumycetozoa; Acytosteliales; Acytosteliaceae
Product: Phosphoenolpyruvate carboxylase
Exons: 6
Coding region: 1-2862 (953 amino acids)
Biological process (GO): carbon fixation; tricarboxylic acid cycle
Cellular component (GO): cytosol
Molecular function (GO): phosphoenolpyruvate carboxylase activity
Source: RefSeq, a predicted model, not a curated record